Messenger RNA from Anarrhichthys ocellatus (wolf-eel), 5137 nucleotides. It is a transcript of the gene rapgef3, whose product is annotated as Rap guanine nucleotide exchange factor (GEF) 3. Gene Ontology annotation, biological process: Ras protein signal transduction. The coding region runs from base 1744 to 4347 and encodes 867 amino acids. The transcript is spliced from 27 exons. The record is from RefSeq and is a predicted model, not a curated record. Gene Ontology annotation, cellular component: plasma membrane. Lineage: Eukaryota; Metazoa; Chordata; Actinopteri; Perciformes; Anarhichadidae. Gene Ontology annotation, molecular function: guanyl-nucleotide exchange factor activity.
CACAAAUAAAGUCAAUAAAAUAUGAUGGAACCACAUGUGUCAGGUCUGAGCCAUAAACACAGAGAGAGGUGAUGAUACAGCAACAUGGCAAGAUGCAUUCACAGCUGAACGAUACACCUGUUGCGACAAUAUGCAUUAUGAGUUUUAUGAAUCUAUAAAAACAGUAAUGGGUAUGUAACAGUUUAACACCUGUGCAAAGGGCAGACACCUGUCAUCAAACUGACAACUAGAACUGAAUGAGAGACAUCAAGUGCUGCUCCACAAACUAAACGGGUUUCUGCCCUUGAAACAGUUUAUCUGCAAGUCCAUGUGCUUACAGACCCGCUUCAGCCAGACAGCUGGACAGCCAGAUAAGUGUGUGUGCAGAGUUCUGCAGCUCAAGUGUGCAGCUCUGAACUACUGCACUGAUCAAACUACAACAUAGUGCCUGAACAUUAUGACUCCUUUAAUAACCUUGACCCGGUCUUGUGAAUUUACAGUGCAGGUGAACUGCUGAAUGGGUGGUUUCAUUACGUCACAGGGAUGUACUACGUAUAGUGCUGUGUUACAUAGUGAUGAGGCAUUUUAAAGAAAAUGAAAAUUAGCUUCUUUUUUUUUUAGCUAUUAGUGUCUUUAUAGAGAGUUUGUUCAUCACUUUAUCGUUACUCCAGUUCUGAGGUCUCUACCCUGGCUUCCUGUCAGUCAGAGAAUUGAUUUAAAGAUACUGCUGUUGGUUUAUAUAAAGGCACUGAAUGAUUUAGUUAUGAUCGUCUGCUACAUUAUGAACCAUCCAGACCUCUCAGGUCAUCUGGGGCAGGUCUGCUCACUGUCCCCAGAGUCAAAACAUGGAGAGCAGCGUUCACUUUUUAUGCACCACAUAUCUGGGACAAACUCCAGGAAAACUGCAGGUCAGCUGCAACUCUCACUUCUUUUAAAUCAAAGCAGAAGCCUGUUCUGUUUGCUGCUGCUUUUUAUGAAAUAUUUUUUUGACCCUGCACUUUUAUUCUUGUACUUUAUACCAGUCUUAUUCUAUUUUAGCUUUUUGGUGACUUCUUUUAAAUUGUAUUUGAAUGUCCUUUUAUAAUGUGUUUGUCUCAAUGCUUUUCAUGUUCUAUACAAAGCACUUUGAAUUGCCUUGUUGCUGAAACGAGCAGUAUAAAUAAACUUACCGUACAGGUUGUCACCUUUUAACAAUGCACCUGAAAUAUGAAUUAUGUAUACUGCAGUAUGAGCCUGGUGAAACAGACCUUACAAUUCCUGGCACGUUUUAAAAUACCGGACAAAUUGUACAGUGCGCACCAGCCCACAUGGACACGGAGUGCAUCGAUGUCAAGUUAAAUAAAUCAAACGCUAUUAAUUAAGCGGUAAGAAAUACCAGAGGAGGCCGUCUCUCUGAUGACUCCGUAUUAGUUCCUUGCCAAAGCCAAAGAGCGCGCACACACGCAACUCAGCAGUGCGCCUGUGCUGCGUGGGAUGGCUGAAGAAGACUUCACACUCCGUCCCCACUGAGGCAGACACGUCUAUUGAAGUAGCCGGGUCUGGGUUUUUUGGAUGCAGGGACGACGUCCAGAAUCCUGCCCGGAUUUGUGUAGGACGAAAUGCGGAGUCCUGAGCCGACACUGUCGCUGCGUUGUGUUGUCGGUGUACAGUAAUGAGCGGAAGACGGGUCGAUCUACUUUGCUGUGAAUAAUGUCUGGUGCCAAGUCCGUGUGCAGAUCUUCUGACUGGGGAAGUUAUUUGUCGGUUGUUUGGAUCUGAGACAAGAUGCAUCUGUUUCGGAGUCACAAUUACCAAGUAUUCCCGGACCGCUCCUCAGUGGACACACCGACCAUACGAGGCAUCAGCUGGACUCCGCUGCCGGAGGCCAUGAAUUCAAAGGACACUAUGAAGCAGUUUCUUUCAGAUCGUGUGGUAAAGGCAGCGAGAGCGGUGUAUAGUGUCAUGAUGGAGGGGAACCCAGGUCUGAUCAGAGACAGAAAGUAUCACCUCAAAACAUACAGGCAAUGUUGUUCUGGAAAGGAACUUGUUGAUUGGCUGAUGAAACAAAAUGAAUGCCUGCAAUCAAGAAGUCAAGCAGUUGGAAUGUGGCAGGUCUUGGUGGAUGAAGGAAUCCUUGUUCAUGUGAAACACGAGUUGAACUUCCAUGACAAGGACACCCAGUUCUACCGCUUCCAGGACUCGGAGUUUGGCCUGAACCACAUAACAAAUGAGAAGGACUCAGAGGACGAGCUGCAGGAGAGUCUGUCGCUGUUGUCUCAGCUGGGUCCCGAUGCUCUGCUCACUAUGAUUCUACGCAAAUGCCCCAGUCAGAGGAGUGCUGAGGACCUGGAGGUCAUCUAUGAGGAGCUGCUCCAUGUCAAGGCUGCAGCUCAUCUCUCCACCUCUGUGCGUAAGGAGCUGGCAGCGGUGCUGGUCUUUGAAUCACAUGCCAAGGCCGGAACAGUCUUGUUCAGUCAGGGGGACAAAGGCACUUCUUGGUACAUCAUCUGGAAAGGCUCUGUAAAUGUAAUCACACAUGGGAAGGGCCUGGUAACUACGCUACACGAGGGUGAGGACUUUGGGCAGCUAGCGUUGCUGAAUGAUGCCCCUCGUGCUGCCACCAUCAUCUUGAGAGAAGACAACUGCCAUUUCCUCCGUGUUGAUAAACAGGACUUCAUACGCAUCCUUAAGGAUGUGGAAGCUAAUACAGUGAGACUUGAAGAGCAUGGGAAAACUGUACUGGUGUUGGAGAAGAGAACCGACUGGGCUGAGCAGGGAGGGGCAGGAAACAGCAAGUACACAGUUAUGUCAGGAACACCUGAGAAAAUCCUAGAACACUUACUGGAAACAGUAAGGUUGGACUCCAAUGGAAACGACUCAAUAGAUCCCUGUGUGAGCGACUUUCUGGUCACUCACAAAGUCUUCAUGCCCACCAGCCAGCUGUGUACCGCACUACAGCACCACUAUCAGGCCGAGCUCUCUGAUGGUUCAGAUCAGGAGAAGGCUUCCUACAUUCUCACCACCAAGCAGAAGGUAGUGAAGCUGAUUGGCCAGUGGGUGGCGCUGUAUGGCCUUCUGCUGAAAGAAGACCCUAUUGCUUUGGACUCUCUGGAGGUGUUGAAGAAGGAGGUGGCAGGAGAUUUCCGUCUGUUCAGCAUGCUGAAAGAACAAUUCAGGGAAAGGAGGAGAACAAAAGUCUUGGAGAAUGGAUAUCAGUCACUGAGCAGGAAUCAGCAAUUUGAUUGGUUUUCAAACUGCGAGGAGCCAGUGGGGAGGUUACAACCAAUCAGAGCUCAAGAUAAAGUGCUGUAUCAGAUCUACGGGCCAGACAACAAACAUCUCACUCUGAUGCUCCCAGUGAACACAUCUGUAAAGGAUGUGAUGUCAGCUAUAGUCAAACCUGGCGGAGAUCACAUCCUGGUCAAAAUGAACUCCACGGGAGAAAGAGCUCAGUUGAAGCUGGAUGCGACUGCAGUCUACACGGCUCUGGGACUCAACGAGAGACUGUUCGUCUGCACAAGCAGCCAAGUGGAGCAACUGAUGCCCCUGAAGGAGCAGCAAGGUCCAGAGCGAGGAACAACUGACAUCCUCGAACAGAUGGGCUCUAAAGAUAUCGCCAAUGAACUCACCAACUAUGACUGGGAACUGUUCACUGCCAUGCAUGAGGUGGAGCUUGUCUACUACAUAUUCGGCCGUCAUAAAUUCCCUGGUGCCAUCACAGCUAACCUGGAGCGGUUUGUGCGUCGCUUCAAUGAGGUGCAGUACUGGGUGGUGACCGAGCUGUGCCUCUGUGAAGAUCUGAUGAAACGAGCCAUCCUGCUCAAGAAGUUCAUAAAGAUUGCCGCAGUAUUAAAGGAGCAGAAGAAUCUCAAUUCAUUCUUCGCUGUGAUGUUCGGUUUGAGCAACAGUGCAGUACACAGGCUUUACAAGACCUGGGAGAGAAUACCAAGCAAGACAAAAAGAAUUUACUGUGCUUAUGAGAGGUUGAUGGAUCCCUCACGCAACCACAGGGCCUACAGACUGGCUGUGGCCAAACUCAGUCCUCCUUACAUCCCCUUCAUGCCUCUGCUGCUCAAAGACAUGACAUUCAUCAAUGAGGGAAAUCCCAGCUAUGUAGACAAAUUGGUCAAUUUUGAGAAAGUGCGCAUGAUUGCCAAGACAGUGAAAAUUGUACGAGGAUGCAGAAGCCAGCCUUAUGUGCCAUCGUCUCCACAGAGGGGCCUGGCAGAUCGGAUGUUUCUGGAAGGGCCUACGACUCGCAUAUCUACAUACUCCGACCUCGCCCUUCCUCUGCGGAGUCCCAGCAACAUCCGACACUACAUUCAGAACCUGAAAGUGAUUGACAACCAGCGCAAGCUAACACAGCUAUCAAGAACAAUAGAAUGCUAGGGCAUCAACCCGCAAAUGUACAAAGACUGUAAAUCUGUAGCGCAAAAUGUGAACCAGAGAACGGACUACAGCUGGAUGAACAAAAACAUCCACACUCGCCUAAAUAAGAUGGAUGUCUGGAGGUGUCCAGUGCGGUGGAUUCACUUUGAUUCAAGGAGCUUAGACAGCAUCAAGAGCAAAAAAAGUGCUGUCUGCACAGUUAUAACCUCUAAUGAUGAACCAGAGAAUCCAAUUCUAUGUCCAAAAGGACUUGUGGGACGCUUUUUUUUUUAUCCAAAAAGCCUUACAGCAGAGCGUGUGCCACAGUGGAAACUGACCCCCUCACAAAGGCAGUGUUACAACAUGUACAGUUAAGCAAAGUAUGCCUGUCUUUGGUGUAAAAAAAAAUCAUUGAUGUGACAUUUUGUAUAGACCUUUUCAAACUUGACAACAUUAACAUUCUCAAUGUUCUUUGUAUAUUCUGUUGUAAUGUUUUGUUAAUGCAGUAGCUGACAGGAAGUAAACUUGGAGCAGAGCUGUUGCCCUAGCAACAGAGUGGCAAUGAAAAGGUCCAUACUGCCGUCUGUGGAAGGAUCCCUUGUGAGGAUCUACAAAAAGGCCAUAAGAACACACACACAACAGAUCUUUGCCAUAGUUUAUCACUUUAGGUUAGUUUUUUUGUGCACGAGUAUUUUCACAUUAAAACUAAUAUAUUGUAUCAGAUCGUUUUUGUUUUUUUUAGGGCAAUGAUGCCACUAACUGACAUGCAUAUACUUUCAUACAAUGUUUUCUAAAUAAAUUAUUUUCUCAA